Acaromyces ingoldii is the source of this 2074-nucleotide messenger RNA. RefSeq lists its product as hypothetical. Gene Ontology annotation, cellular component: fungal-type vacuole. Lineage: Eukaryota; Fungi; Basidiomycota; Exobasidiomycetes; Exobasidiales; Cryptobasidiaceae. The coding region runs from base 77 to 2032 and encodes 651 amino acids. Gene Ontology annotation, biological process: polyphosphate catabolic process. Gene Ontology annotation, molecular function: exopolyphosphatase activity; endopolyphosphatase activity. The transcript has 5 exons. The record is from RefSeq and is a predicted model, not a curated record.
CUUGACGUGAUGCGCCUUCUGCAUUGACCUCUGCAGGCUGCAGCAUCGCUCCCUCGCCGUCUUCGAUAGAACCGCUAUGCUUGCUCGAAUAUCGGUCUUCGGCUUGCUGGCGCUCAAGGCAGCAUCUGCGGCGGCAGACCGUGGCCAGCUCGUCUUCCAGUCGACGGAUCCUGCGAACGUCCCCGAGAGGCCACUAUAUGGCAGAUUUCUACAUUUCACCGAUAUUCACCCUGACAAGUUUUAUACGCCGGGGACCAGCGUCAACGAUGCCUGCCAUGGCAAGAGCAAAGCAUUUCCGCAAGAAGGUCAAAUGAUGUGCCAGGACUAUGACGAUACAACGAUGACGAAGAAGAAAAAGAAAAAGAAGAAGGAACGCAAGAAUCGAGCGGGAUUCUGGGGAACCGGCAUUAGCGUGUGUGACUCGCCCACGAGACUAGUCAUAGCUACGCUCGACUGGCUUGCUCGGAACUGGAUGGUGCCUUCAGAAGAGGAUGCCAACGUGUACUCAGAAGGCGUCGACUUUAUCCUCUGGACCGGCGAUACAGCGAGGCACGACAUUGAUUUUACGCAUCCCAGAAGUGCCGAGGAAAUCUUUGGCUAUAAUCGCUGGGCGCUGGAGGAGGUUGAGAAACGUUUUCCUGGCGUUCCCAUUGUGCCUAGCGUCGGCAACAAUGAUAUCAUCCCGCACAACAUCAUGUUUCCCGGGCCAAAUCAAAUGACAAAGGCAUUUGAGGAGAUAUGGUCCAAGCACAUUCCCGAAAGCGAAAGGGACGCAUUUCGACAAGGGGGUUACUUUUCGACCGAGGUCAUUCCAGGCGAGCUUGCCGUCAUUAGCCUCAACACCCUCUACUGGUACGACAACAACGCUGCCGUUAGAGGAUGUAAAGGAAAGCAGGACCCUGGCUCCUUACAUCUGGAUUGGCUUGAAAGCAAGCUGAUCGAGCUCCGAAAUGCGAGCGUCCAGUCGCACCUCAUUGGCCAUGUUCCGCCUACGGCUGGCAACUUGUUCCCCCACUGCUACGAUCGCUACACCGACAUUGUGCUUCGCUAUCAGGAUAGCAUCGUUGGUCAGCAUUUCGGUCAUAUGAAUAUAGAUUCGUGGUUCCUCCAAGAAGAAGGGGCACUCGCCACCGAAGACGAAGCGUUCAACUCUUGCACCGCUAGAGCAACCGAACGUCCACCUUUCCACGCCGAAACGCUCGCGUCAGAUCUUCAAAAAGAAUUUGACAGCAUUCCGACUCGCCAGAAGGCCAAUCUGGACGCAUACAUGCCCUUCUUUGUUGCGCCAAGCGUCGUACCCACUUACUAUCCCGCUGUGCGUGUCUGGACAUACAAUGCGACCCGAGACCCAUCCCCACCGGCAAUCCCACUGUCCAAUGAGCAAGCGUCAAUCGAUUCCGAGGAAGAGCUUGGAGGAGACGAUGAGGAAGAUGCAGCCUGUACCUCUCUUCCACAAAAAGUGAAGAUUCAAAGGAGCCACCGUCGGCCAAAGCACGGCAAGAAAAAGCACAAGAAAAACGCUCACCUUCCUCGGCACGUUGCUGAGGAUUCUCCAGCGCGGAAAAAUGGCUAUCGGACGAUGCUGGGCUACAGCCAGUGGAUUUUGGACAUUGAUCGGGCCAAUAGAGAGGAUCAAGGGCCAAGCGAGGAAAAGGGCGUGGAAUAUCAGCUAGAGUAUACGACCUACAACGCAAAGACGCUCUGGAGCGAAUUUCGUGAGGAAGGGACAGGACCUAAUGCGCAUGUUCCCGUGCCCAAGGCUCUUCUGCAGAAGCAGCUGGAUAGGCUCGGACUCGACUCGCCGGACGUCUCGGCCUCUCGCACAUCGUGGCAGUCGUGGUGGCGAGGGAGGAAGGCGAGGAAGCACAUCAAGCGAUGGACAGAGUACGGCCUGCCGAGCAUCACGGUGGACCACGUGCUCGAGUGGGGAAGGGAGCUGGCGGCGUCAGCUGGCAGCGGCAAACGCAAGAAGCGUGGUGUUUGGAAGCGAUUCGUCGACCGAAUCUACACAGAGAGCGGAGCGACAGACUGAUGCUAGAUUCUGGUGCAUGCAAAGCGACAAAAUGAUUGACUU